Messenger RNA from Quercus robur (English oak), 2410 nucleotides. RefSeq lists its product as uncharacterized. Bases 64 to 2211 code for a protein of 715 amino acids. Lineage: Eukaryota; Viridiplantae; Streptophyta; Magnoliopsida; Fagales; Fagaceae. The record is from RefSeq and is a predicted model, not a curated record. The transcript has a single exon.
AUCGUCAUCUUCACACUCCACAACUUCUCAUAGACACAGACACACACACACUCCACAGUCACAAUGAAACCCAUAAUCCCUCUGGCCCUGUACCUCUUGCUCAAUUUUUUAGUGUUGUGUGCAGCGGCGGACCAUGAAUCUUCAAGCAGCACCAGCACCAGCACCACCAUACUCUUCGCCACGCUUGGCGGAAGAUCAGCCAACGCCUUUGAUGUCUUCGCGCUCCCAACGUGGGACCCACCUUCAAUCACCGCCGAAAUCAGAAUCACCGAUGGUCGAUCUCUCAAUUUCAACGGCCACUUCCCUUCCUCCUCUCUCUUCUCUCUCUUAACCAACCAAUCCCUCGUCCAGACCCGAUCCGAACCGAUUCCAACCGAACUCAUCUACGUCACGGAGCGAAACGGCACGUGGAACAUCUACUACGACGCCGUUUUUCGCAACACUCCGCGAAGCACCAGAUCCCGGUCGGCACUUGAAGACGAAGAAGAAGAAAACCUCGUACGUUUUCAACUCCCUCUGUUGGGUUCGAUGCAAAGCAACAAUCAGAUUUCGAUGAAAGAUAAGCCCAGUUUGAGUGGGGACUAUUUGGUCUACGUGUCCACUCACGAGGACACGGGUGAGCCGAGGACGAGUUGGGCCGCGGUGUACUCGACCGAGUUGAGAACCGGGUUAACUCGCAGGUUGACACCUCUUGGAAUCGCCGAUUUUAGUCCCGCGGUGUCUCCGUCUGGGGUUUGGACAGCCGUGGCUUCGUAUGGAGAGGAAGGUUGGAAUGGUGAUGUGGAGGAACUCAGUACGGAUAUCUAUGUUUUCUUGACUCGGGAUGGGACUCAGCGAGUCAAGGUUGUUGAACACGGUGGGUGGCCGUGCUGGGUCGACGAGUCUACUCUGUAUUUUCACAGGAGGGGUAGUGAUAAUUGGUGGAGUAUUUACAGGGCGAUUUUGCCGAGUGAGGGUUUGGUUUCUACUGAGUCGGUUGUGGUUGAGCGAGUCACCCCACCGGGUCUCCACGCGUUCACACCAGCCGCGUCACCAGGGAACAAGAACUUCAUCGCUGUGGCUACGAGAAGAUCCACCUCGAAAUUCCGUCACAUAGAGCUUUUCGACCUGGCUAAGAACGAGUUCAAGGAGCUAACUCGGCUCGUGUCACCCCAGACUCACCACUUCAACCCGUUCUUCUCGUCCGAUUCGAACCGAGUCGGGUACCACAGGUGUAGAGGCGAAUCGAAUGGAAGAAAAAACACACAGCUGUUGCUUGAGAAUCUCCAAAGCCCAGUGGCUGACGUGUCACUCUUUAGAAUGGACGGUUCCUUCCCUUCUUUCUCACCCGCAGGUGACCGUAUCGCUUACGUGGAAUUUCCGGGCGUUUACGUCGUGAACCGGGACGGUUCGAACCGGCGUCAAGUUUAUCCCGAUUCAGCAUUCUCGACCGUGUGGGACCAGGUGCGCAAAGGGGUUAUAUACACCAGCACGGGCCCUACUUUUGCUGAGCCCACCACUGAGGUUGAUGUAAUUUCUAUCAAUGUUGAUGAUGAUGAUCUCAACGGCCAACCAAAGUUCAAAAGGUUAACUACCAAUGGGGAAAACAAUGCCUUUCCUUUCCCUUCACCCGAUGGUAAAUGGGUCGUGUUUCGUUCGGGUCGAUCGGGUUACAAGAACCUUUAUAUUAUGGACGCUGUGGAUGGGGAGAGAGCUGGGCUCCAAAGGUUAACUGAGGGUCCAUGGAGUGACACGAUGUGUAGUUGGUCACCGGAUGGUGAUUGGAUCGCUUUUGCAUCGGAUCGGGAAAACCCGGGAAGUGGGAGUUUCGAGCUAUAUUUGAUCCACCCGAACAGGACCGGGUUGAGGAAAUUGUUUCAAAGCGGGUCGGGUGGGCGGGCGAACCACCCGACUUUUAGUCCGGAUGGGAAAAGUGUAGUGUUUACUUCAGACUAUGCUGGCAUAUCAGCUGAGCCAAUCUCAAACCCACAUCAUUACCAGCCGUACGGUGAGAUCUUCACAAUGAAAUUGGACGGCUCUGAUUUGAAGAGAUUGACACAUAAUUCGUUCGAGAAUGGGACACCGACGUGGGGUCAUAGGUAUAUUAAGCCACUUGAUGUGGAAUGGUUAAAGGGUGGGCCACGGUGCUCGUUUGAGGAUUGUCACUGGCUCAAUCAGACGCCUAAUCAAAAUCAUGGUGAUGUCUCAUCCAAGCCUCAAUGUCGUGCAUAAAUGUUUUUGUGGUUUUAUGUUAAUUAGUAUAUUUUAUAAGCAAGAGUAAUAUGUAUUGUGUCUGUGUGACUAUAGUAGUACUAGUGACUAGUGAUUAAUUCACCAAUGUUAGUAGGUGUGCUCCUUUGGUGCUUUUUGUACAAAAUAUUAAUGAUGAUAUGAAAAUAAUAACCACGAAAACAAGGAGGCAUUAAGCUAA